This is a messenger RNA of Gymnodraco acuticeps, 1656 nucleotides long. Its product is annotated as activating signal cointegrator 1 complex subunit 2 homolog. The coding region runs from base 221 to 628 and encodes 135 amino acids. The record is from RefSeq and is a predicted model, not a curated record. The transcript has 3 exons. Lineage: Eukaryota; Metazoa; Chordata; Actinopteri; Perciformes; Bathydraconidae.
UUCUUCUAGGGACCAGAGCCAACAGCCUGAAUGUUCAGAUGUACCUGCUGGAAGGACUGCACAGGUGGAACCAGGACCGUGGUACUGCUGCCCUGGGUACUGGACCAGCUACUCAGGGGACUUGCUUCACUGCGUGAACAAGAACUUUGAGAAGCUUUUUGGAAGGAAGAUUGUUCCGGCGUUCUGUCCACCCUCGCGUUACACUGGAGAACUAAUCGGCAUGCAGGAUCUGCUGCAGCAGACUGGUCAGGCACUGCACCCUGAUUCAGAGGAGACUGCUCAGCUGAUUGAAGAGCAUGAGGACGUCAUGGAGGACGAUGAGGGCUUCUCUGACAUCAGACACAGUGCUGGACCUCGGGGUCCUGCAGGCUCCAGCCUCUCAGACUCCCUCUGGCACUUCCACCCUGGCCCCCAGCAGAACCAUCCUGGCCCCCAGCAGAACCAUCCUGGCCCCCAGCAGAACCAUCCUGGCCCCCAGCAGAACCAUCCUGGCUCCCAGCAGAACCAUCCUGGCCCCCAGCAGAACCAUCCUGGCCCCCAGCAGAACCAUCCGGGCUCCCAGCACAACCACCGGAGCCCUGAGCAGAACGACACCGACCCCAAGCCCAUCUGCACAGGCCUCUGCUGAGAUCCUCUCCAGUUCUUCCUCUGAGGCCAGUGUUGACAUGCAAGCUGAAGAAGAGGCUGUGGAUGACCAGAAUCUUCCGGGGUUCCAGCACGUGGACAGACUGGCUGAUACCUGGUGGAUCUGCGGGACCAGACCUCUCUCUGCCUGAGUAACCGGCAGGCAGGGGAAAUCAUUGCACUGUGGGACAGCUUGGAGGAGGUGGACAAGCAGCACGCCACCAGAACAGGCUUUUGAGUGGCCGCUUCAGGACACCGAAGAAGCCCUCAAAGACUCCUGGUGUGGAGAGCACCACCCGCUGCAUGCUGGGGGCAAGUAGUGCUCCUGCUCAGUGGCCGAGAGCAUUUUUUUCAGACUGAUCUCCACCGAUCCCCAGUCAGGAAAGCAUUUCCAGGUGGUCCCUUAUUCUUAGGGACUACAGUAAGAUUCGGCAGCUGGUUGUUGGCAACUACCUGGUGAUGCAGGGCACCCAGAUUCAGCUGGUGGCAGUGAAUCAAACCACCCUCAUCAGCAGGCAGAAGAAGCAGGAGCUGUCGGUGCUGCUGCAGGGCACUGCUCUGCCUCCAGCCCUCCCUGAGUCUGAUGAGCCUCUUCAAGCGGCCCGUGUCCUCCCUGCUGGACCCACGCCAGCACGAGCACCAGUACCGGCUCCUGGAGAGUACAGCUGGUCAGGCUCAACAGACAGAAGGCCUCUUCUCUUCCACUUCCCAUCCUGCCAAAGGGAAGAGCAAAGAGGUCUCUCCAUCACACCUCCAGCACCUGCUCUCCAACCUCAGGUCAGCUUCGUCACCGCAACUGGACAAACUUUCAGUUUUGUACCAGUUGCCUUUCCGGCUGCAAUUCAGCGCACCACACUGUAGCGUAGGUCUUAUCCCUGAACGAAUACAUUACACUUUUUAGACACAGAAACAGAGGGAUAGCCCGGUGACCUAGCUACUGCAUUUUACAAAGGAAAAAUAAUAAAUCAAUUCACUUUCAACAUAAAAUGUCUGUAUUUUUGUUAACUCCAAAUAAUAAAUCAGUACAUCAAA